AUGGAAGAGAAAUGGUCGUAUUUCAGUUUGAAACCGCAUUUAAGGAAUCUGCGCUACGGUGGUUACUGUGCAUUAGAUCCCAUCCCUGAUGUGCGUAAUGAUAUGAACACCUUAAUGGACACGAUGUUUCUAUUGUUCACUUACUUCGGCUCUAUUUAUAAACAAAUCGUGAUGAUUUCGAAAGCUGAUGACGUACAAGCACUUUUAAACACAAUGAAAGGAGAUUUGUUUAAUCAACCCGAAGAGAUGCAUUACAAGCUGCUCAUAGGUACUGCGCGCGAAGCCAAAAUUCUUGUAAAUACUUAUAGCUUGGCAGCAUUUGUUAAUGGUAUUCUCAUGGGUUUUCAUCUACUCAUAUUAUAUUUGCAAGGAAAGCCCGUUGAAUUUUGUAUUUGGUUUCCUUUUGAACUGGAUACAAAACUAAAAUUUUCUUUUGCAUUAUUUUAUUACUAUAUUCAGGUUUCGUGGAUUGCGGUUAAUAUAACAACGCUAGAUGCGUUUAUAACAUCCUUUUUGCAUCAAUGUACGGCGCAAAUUAAUAUUUUGAGAAAUUCACAAAUUGAUAAAACAUCAUUAGCUUUUAUGACAAUCAUAAUAUUCUUGAUGUGCAUUUUUGCGGAAUUAUUCUUGUUUUGUUUCUACGGCAGUAGGCUAACAGAUGCGAGCAUAAAGUUAAUGGAUUCAGCAUAUUUUUUGGACUGGGUAGAAAUUCCAAUGCAACAUAGAAAGAAUCUAAUGUUAUUUAUGGAAAUGAUAAAGAAGCCAAUCAUGCCUACGGCGGGAUCUAUAGCGCCGCUUGCAAACACUACUUUUGUUUCAAUUGUCAAAAGUUCUUAUUCUUUCUACGCCUUUCUAAAAAACACGGAAAAUUAA
Papilio polytes (common Mormon) is the source of this 873-nucleotide messenger RNA. RefSeq lists its product as uncharacterized. Lineage: Eukaryota; Metazoa; Arthropoda; Insecta; Lepidoptera; Papilionidae. Gene Ontology annotation, cellular component: plasma membrane. Gene Ontology annotation, molecular function: olfactory receptor activity; odorant binding. The record is from RefSeq and is a predicted model, not a curated record. Gene Ontology annotation, biological process: detection of chemical stimulus involved in sensory perception of smell; sensory perception of smell. The transcript has 9 exons. Bases 1 to 873 code for a protein of 290 amino acids.